Pogoniulus pusillus (Red-fronted tinkerbird) is the source of this 2098-nucleotide messenger RNA. RefSeq lists its product as uncharacterized. NCBI's taxonomy places the organism in Eukaryota, Metazoa, Chordata, Aves, Piciformes, Lybiidae. The transcript is spliced from 2 exons. The record is from RefSeq and is a predicted model, not a curated record. The coding region runs from base 1 to 789 and encodes 262 amino acids.
AUGAGGGGAGAGAGAAGCAGAAAGAACGGAGGGAGGGAGCAAGGAAAGGAGCGAGGGAGGGAGGGAGAGAGAGAGAGGAGGAAGGAAGGGAGGGAGAGAGAGAGGGAGGGAGGGGAGAGCUUGGCUCCUCGCUCUCUCUCUCCCUCUCUCGCCCGCUCUGUGCCGUUGCCGUACCGCCUCCGCUCCCCGCGCCGCGAUCCGCUCCGACUGACAGGCGGCGGGAGGUGCAGCGGGGGAGGGGGUGAGGGAGGGGCUUUCCGGGACCGGGGGGGGGGGCGGAAAGAGGGGGGCGUUUGUCCGUCAGACUUGACGGGCAGUGGCUGCUACCAGAGACAAGUCCGUAUGCAAAUCGCCUCCUGUCUGUGGGGCACGGGGCAUGAGGCGGGAGGCUUCAAUUGUCCCGGCUCUGCCAAGGGCUUCUGCCGGCGGGUAGAGCCUCAACUUUCCGGAAAGAGGCGCAGAGGAGAACGGGCGAUGGAACUCCGUGACAGGCAGGCAGCCGACACGAGUCCUCCCGCCCCGCACACGGAGCCCACCGGGGUGUCGCCCAGAGGCGAGCGCGGGGGCGAGGGCGGCGGCUGGAGAAGUUGGAGCCGGAGCGGCGGCCUGCGCGGGCGCCGCCGGUGCCUCCUGGGACGAGCGCAGCUGAGCGCGGUUCUGCGGCCGCCGGCACCCGCCUGCCGUAGCCUGCGGGUCACGGGCAGCGCUGGCCCUGCGGUCAUCGCUCGCUCUCAUUCAGAAGUCACAAAAGGAUCAAUGGCAGGGGCAAACAGUGAUGACCAGAGAUAGCCAGGAGAUAAGCCAGCUGACUGCCGAGACUUCGAUUACUUUAGCACUUCUAAAUAGUGAUAGCGGAAAAAUUUUGUGUCUUGCACAGGAAAAAAAAACCCUCACAUCUGACGCUUCUGUUACUGGUAGCAAUUAGAUGUUGUGACACAGCAUUAACAAUGCUCACAUUUACGGUCUGGUUCUUUAGGACAGGAUUUCUCUUGAACAUUCUGUUUUAAUGACUUGAAUAAUCUCAUUUGCAUAAAUAAUUGUAAAUGACCCGCUAGGAACAGACCGUGCUUUCUGCAUCUCACUGCAUUGCUUAGCGUUGCACACCCCUUAACCAAAUUCUCAGUGGUGUCAAAUGACAUGAAAAUACACUGAGUUAAAAAAAGCCACCCACCACACAUAUGAAAAUGAAUCAGCUUGAUUUUACUGAUGCCAAGGACACUUGGCCUUCUAAGCUCUUUUAUUACCAUGCUUCUAGAAAUUUCAGCCCUGACACAGUCAUGUACAACAGUGUUAAGUGUGUCUGCAGCUUCUUUAACUCGCAUCUUUCUUUGACUCUUUCUUCUCUAGUCCAAAUACUCUCAUCAGAAAGAUUUCAGCCUGACCUCUCAAAACUUUCAGUGAUUAUUUCUUCAGCCAGGAUUGCAGAAGUCAUCAUAAAAAGGGCAGCAGUUUGAGUAUGGCAAUACACUAACAUUUUCUAUCAGGCUGCAUUAGAACAUAAUGUUUGGGAAUGAUAAAUUAAGUUGAAAAGCACUGGUUUUGUUGGUAAAGGAGAGGGCGUGAUGUAAACUGUGAACUGUAUUAAACACUUGUUCAGAUACUCCAGAGAAUCUGAGUAAAUAAUAAAUGGGUGUUUUUUUGUUUAGCUGGAGUGAUUGUGAUGUGCCCAGUUUAUAGUUAAAUACCAUUUCUUGACGUGCAGGCUUAUUCCAACCUGGUUGAUUCUGUGAUUCUAUGAUUCUUUGGUUAAGUGCCAGCAUAACAGUGGUAGUGUUUUCAAGGAGAUACUUUAUGGCAACAGGCAAACAUGGUAAGAGCCUACCAAAUGAAAUGCUUUGCUACAGUUUUGUUGCAGUAUGAGGCUCAAACGGAGGCUUGAGUGGAUAGCCAUCUUUCAGAUUAAAGUUAAUAUUUGGUCUUUACCUAUUCUCACCACUUUCUUAAAUCUCAGCCCAGUUCUCUAAUCAGGAUUAGCAAUGUCUUUUCAUUUUGAUGGGUCGACCAUUCUUUUCACUUCAGCUUUUUUUUCAUUGCCAGUCUCCCACGCGGUGUUUUCAGCCUUAACAGGUGAUUUGGCAAACACCAGCUUUAAAUCUAC